Molecule: messenger RNA, 1658 nt
Organism: Cicer arietinum (chickpea)
Lineage: Eukaryota; Viridiplantae; Streptophyta; Magnoliopsida; Fabales; Fabaceae
Source: RefSeq, a predicted model, not a curated record
UAAAAUUUGUUAAAAUUAGAAGCCUCUAACUCUCAUCAUUUCGUUCUCCAAGAGACCAAAAAAUGAAAGGAAAAAUCAGAACAAACAUAUAUUAAAAACUAUAAUAAUAAUAGUAACAAUAAUAAAAUAAAUAAAUAUAAAAGAGAAGAAAAAAGCUCAGUGGAACACACACCCCAUAAUCAACGAUCCCUUUUGCUUUUCCCAUCAAAAUAUUAUACUAUUUUCCUGGGUUGUUGCAGGUUUCAGCAAUGAGAGCUGAAAAAAGAAGCUUUAUUACAAUAAUUAAUCGCAAACAAUAGAAAUUCCAAAAGGGAACUCAAAAAAUGCCUUUUGAUUGAGCUCGUCAACAAUGGCAGAUGAUCUCUCUUCCUUCACCAAGGAUGUUUUACUUGUGAAGGGUUUGAAGAAUUCUACGUUUGUUUGGAGGUUGGUCGUGUUAGCCUUUGCAAUGGUUUGUGGUGUGUAUAUAUGUUCUAUUUGUUUGAAGCAGAUAAGCACUGGUAGCAAAAUUGGUUUUAUAGAUAUCAAUGUUAUUCAAAAUCCUUGUCCUGAACCUAACAUUGAACCUUGGGAGAUUCCUUAUGUGCAUUACCCGAAUCCCAACACUUAUAUCAGGGAGGAAUGUAGAUGCCACCCUGUGCGCUAUUUUACGAUUCUGUCAAUGCAGAGAUCCGGGAGUGGAUGGUUCGAGACGUUUUUAAAUAGUCAUCCUAACAUAAGUUCUAAUGGGGAAAUCUUUUCGGUUAAGGUUAGAAGGAGUAAUAUAUCGACAAUAACGGAGACGCUGGACACAAUUUAUAAUCUAGAUUGGUUAAGUAGUGCUUCCAAAAACGAGUGCACGACUGCAGUUGGUUUAAAGUGGAUGCUUAAUCAGGGAUUGAUGCAGCAUCACGAACAAAUCGCCGAGUACUUCAGAAUACACGGUGUUUCAGUCAUAUUUCUUUUCAGAAGGAAUCUUUUGCGCCGGAUGAUUUCUGUACUUGCAAAUGAAUAUGAUAGAAAUGUGAAGAUAUUAAAUGGCACUCACAAAUCUCAUGUUCAUUCACCCAAGGAGGCAGAAAUACUUGCAAAAUACAAGCCCACACUGAAUUCAACAUUGCUGAUUGCAAACCUGAAGCAAGUGAAUGAUACAACCACGAAGGCUUUAGAAUAUUUCAAGAGCACAAGGCACAUUAUGCUAUACUAUGAAGACGUUGUCAAAAACCGAACAAAAUUAAUGGACGUUCUGGAGUUUCUAAAGGUUCCUCAAAUGAAUUUAAAGAGUCGUCAGGUGAAGAUUCAUAGAGGAUCAUUAUCGAGCCAAGUUGAAAAUUGGGAUGAUGUGAGCAAAGCACUGACCGGCACGAAAUAUGAGAAUUUCCUCCAUGAAGAUUAUCGUAGGUAAACUGACGGGUAUGUACAUACCGCGUUUUGCCUUUUCUUUUUAGCAUUCUUCUAAUCUUUGCUCGCGAGUCGCAACAAGAGCCAACAGGAAAGCAGCUACCCUGUUGAAAAUUUUGCCAUGCCCCUCUCAGUUUUGUGUUCUUAAUUUGUCUGCCAAUUCAAUUAAAUAUUUAAUUCAUUCUUUGUAAUUUUUCUACUUUACUGUUUUGUUGAACACUUGUAUUCAAGCCAUCAAGAGAAUUUGCAAUUUCAAUUUGUCAAUUUUUAUUUAUUAA